CGAUUUUUUUCAAUCCGCUUUCACAUUUUCUCAAUUUUUAUCAAUUCCAAUAGGCGUGGGUUCGAUAAGCAUCAAUCUAUAUCGUCUUUGCGAGUACAUUAUGGCAGAAAAUAUUGGUGAUGCGAGCAUAUUGGUCUUAUACAUUAUUAUUCAUUAUGGCUUUAUGUUUGUUGGUAACUACAUUAAUCAAGAAGUAAUAGAUUAUAGCAACGAUAUAUUUAAGAAAAUAUGCAACACUCGGUGGUACGCGGCUCCACUAAACAUACAAAAAUGUCUUGUGAUAAUAACAUACCGAAGUCUAAAGACUUCCGCAAUAACGAUGUGCUUUGGCCUAUUCUUGCCGUCUCUGCAAGGCUUCGCUACGCUUGUCAGUUCGUCGUUAUCAUACUUUAUGGUCAUUUAUUCUGUAAAUCGAUAAUAAUAAUCACAAAAUGUAGUUGUAAUCAGCAA
Messenger RNA from Wasmannia auropunctata (little fire ant), 450 nucleotides. RefSeq lists its product as uncharacterized. NCBI's taxonomy places the organism in Eukaryota, Metazoa, Arthropoda, Insecta, Hymenoptera, Formicidae. The transcript is spliced from 4 exons. Gene Ontology annotation, biological process: detection of chemical stimulus involved in sensory perception of smell; sensory perception of smell. Gene Ontology annotation, cellular component: plasma membrane. The record is from RefSeq and is a predicted model, not a curated record. Gene Ontology annotation, molecular function: odorant binding; olfactory receptor activity. The coding region runs from base 101 to 418 and encodes 105 amino acids.